AUGGCAUCCGCAAAUGCGCCACGCACGCCCAAGCCCAUUACAAUUGAUAUAUCAUCCGAUGACGAUGCGGAUCUACUAGGUAAAACGCCAGCAUCGGCCAUAUGUAUCGACGACGACAGCCCCCGGCCAAAAAAAAGAGCGCGCACGUCUCUUCCCAAGUUCCAAAAAUACGCCUUUAGCUCAAGCGUUUAUGGGGGAUCUAGCGAUGAUGAGGCGCUAGCUACCGCGUGUUCGGAAGUAGAGAUGCAGCAAAAAUUGAUGCGAAGUUGGGUAGAUGCUGGCAUUUUGAUGGCCAUCAGGGAAUUGGCUGCCGAGAAAGCCGGGGUGAAAGGUGCUGAACAAGUUACUGGCCAGACGAACAUGACUAAUGAGCUGGCUCGGCCUGUAAACCACAAAUUCGUCCUUUCAACUCCAGUGGCCCCUCAGAGUACAGGCCCUCGACCGCAACGCGCUGGACCCUAUAUGAGUCCAUACCAAGAUACUCCGGUCCAGUAUUCCUAUCCGAAUUCACCUCCCAAGAAAUUCGGGCUCCAAGGGUAUCAGGCUAGUCCAGCUCCAUAUCGUCGGUCGCCACGUACCCACCAACGUAUGGAAUAUCCGCCAAAUCCAUCUCACAGUGCGACCACGCAUUCUAUCCAGCCUCACUAUGCUACCCCUACUAGCUCCCUGAUGUCUGAUCACCCAAACCCCACCUUCAGCUCUUCAGCUCCUUCUCAAUCUAGCCCCACCCCUCAGCAACAUGUAGCUUACCACAGCGGUAAAACUCCCAAGCCCAACGACACAACCCGCCAGCCACUCACUCUUGCAUGCACCAACUCCCAAACUUCCCAAACAACCUCUCGAAGCAAGGCUGCUGGUGUAUCUCUUGUCCUUCCAGCAGAUCAAUUUCUGUCCUGGUUCGACUUGGUGCGUCGAUACUGUCCCGUCAAAGAGAGAUCCAGUGGAGUUGCUGGGUAUAAUAAAUUCAAGGUACAACGCGCCGAAUGGUUGGCAAAGCUGAAGAUGAACGUCCCACCUUACAAUACGCUAUGCCACGCUGAACACGAGAAGCAAGAGGUGGAAGACGCUUGGGCUAAGACACCAAGCACGAAGCGAAGGCAGGUCGAGAUGCUUGCGCAUAAGUGCAAGUAUAGGGUCACUGUUAAUGUGCCGCUUCGAACUGUGCCCGCCGAGGUCGGCCCCUUCUCACUUAAGGCAUUGGAUACCCUGUACAAAGUACCAUUAUCACCGGACCAGAAAGAGACGCCCGCAAACACACUCUCGAAGCCCUGUGCAGACAAAAUUCCCGUCGCCAAACGCAAAGCCAUCGAAGCAGAAGCCAACCUUCUUGCAGCUGAGAGGAAUCUGAAAAUCUCUAUGCCAUUCAAAACGAAUCCGAGCUUCCCAGAAAGAAAAUCCGUCUAUGAGGAGAAGCUCAAGACUUGGCUUUGCCAGCUUGGUCUCGACUACGGGCGGCUCUGCUUGUGUCCACCGAAGACUAUUCCUCGAGGAGUUACAUAUCUGGAAACUAUAGAAACUGCUGAGGUCCUAGGAAUCAUGUACUUGUCCUAA
Molecule: messenger RNA, 1551 nt
Organism: Drepanopeziza brunnea f. sp. 'multigermtubi' MB_m1
Lineage: Eukaryota; Fungi; Ascomycota; Leotiomycetes; Helotiales; Drepanopezizaceae
Source: RefSeq, a predicted model, not a curated record